Psammomys obesus (fat sand rat) is the source of this 1297-nucleotide messenger RNA. Its product is annotated as retinol dehydrogenase 16-like. The annotation marks the transcript as partial. Lineage: Eukaryota; Metazoa; Chordata; Mammalia; Rodentia; Muridae. Gene Ontology annotation, molecular function: oxidoreductase activity. The transcript has 3 exons. The record is from RefSeq and is a predicted model, not a curated record.
UCAACAGGAAGUGGUCUUCCCUGUGGAAUAUGCAUUUCAUCCACAAUUAAACCUGUGUUGUGUGACUCUCUCUUCUUCCCACUGUCUCCAGGACUCUGGGGCCUGGUCAACAAUGCUGGCAUCUCCAUUCCCUCGGGUCCCAAUGAGUGGCUGAACAAACAGGACUUUGUAAAGGUUCUGGACGUGAACCUGUUGGGCGUGAUCGACGUGACUCUGAACAUGCUGCCCUUGGUGAGGAAGGCAAGGGGCCGCGUGGUCAACGUCGCCAGUGUCAUGGGCCGAGUGUCUCUCUUUGGUGGUGGCUACUGCAUUUCCAAGUAUGGUGUAGAGGCCUUCUCGGACUCCCUCAGGAGGGAACUCUCCCACUUUGGGGUGAAGGUGGCAAUUAUAGAGCCUGGAUACUUCCUGACUGGUUUGACCAAUAGUGACAGGCUGUUGGCAAAUGCCAAGAUGACUUGGGACCAGGCCAGCUCCGAAGUCAGAGAGAUUUAUGGCGAGAAUUUCCUGGCAUCCUAUCUGAAACAGCUAGAGUCACUGCAACACCAUUGCAAGGAGGACCUGUCUGCGGUGACGGACUGCAUGGAGCAUGCGCUGACUGCCCGUCACCCUUGCACCCGAUACUCAGCCGGCUGGGAUGCCAAGUUCCUCUACCUCCCCAUGAGCUACCUGCCCACCUCUCUCGUGGAUGCCAUCAUCUACUGGACCUCCUUGAAGCCUGCCAAAGCUCUGUAAUGCCUAUACCUAUGUGCACAAAUUGGGAGAUAUAGGUACAGUGUGAGAGAGGGUAUCCUAAAAAGUUAGAGAAAAAAAAUGAAAUUCCUGUUCAUUUUAUUUUACCAAUAAAGACUCAGGAGGCAGAUACUGGGGUGAAAACUUGCUAGUUUAGAGAGAAAGAGAAACAACCAGCUUACCUUCCCACCAAGAUCACGUCCAGAUGGAAAAAGCACAAAAUGCUCACUAGCUUAGCUGACAGCCCAGGAGGAAAAGGUCAAAAGUCCCAAGGCCAAAGUCUUGCUAGCUGAAAGCCCAAAAUGCCCCAAAAGCCAGAGAGCUAAAGUGUAAGCUAAAAGCAAAGACCUAAAGCCCCUUCUACUUCAACAUGCUGUCUUAAGAGUACCUUCAACUCAAAAUCCCUCCUAUUCCUUAAUCCUGGGCAGCUGUUUUCUUGCUCUGCCUCUUGACCUAGGGUUAACUUUAUUAAAUCCUGUGUACGGAAAGCCCUUGGAAUAAGAGCUAGGGAUGGCUGGACCACAUCAUAAUCACCUGUUUACAAUAAACAGAAAGUUCUUGGAUUAAA